AUGAAAAACCGAACCUUUUUGACAGAAUUCAUUCUGCUGGGACUAUCAGACAUCCCGGAGAUCCAACUUGUAAUCUUUAUAUUUCUCUUCCUCACGUACCUGCUUACCAUCUUUGGAAACCUGACAAUCAUCACUCUUACUCUACUCGAUUCCCACCUCCAGACUCCCAUGUAUUUCUUCCUCCGGAAUUUCUCCUUCUUAGAAAUUUCCUUUACGACCACUUUUACUCCCAGGCUGCUGUUCAGCAUCACAACUGGAAACAAGAGCAUCAGCUUUGCUGGCUGCUUCACUCAGUAUUUCUUUGCCAUCUUCUUCGGAGCCACAGAGUUUUACCUUCUGGCUGCCAUGUCCUAUGACCGCUAUGUGGCCAUAUGCAAACCCCUGCAUUACAUGACCAUCAUGAGCAGCAGAGUCUGCAUCCAGCUGGUCCUCUGCUCUUGGGUGGCUGGAUUUCUCAUCAUCAUAUCCCCAGUCAUUCUGACCAGUCAGCUUGAUUUCUGUGCCUCCAACAUAGUGUAA
Suricata suricatta (meerkat) is the source of this 519-nucleotide messenger RNA. Its product is annotated as olfactory receptor 6C4-like. Gene Ontology annotation, biological process: G protein-coupled receptor signaling pathway. Gene Ontology annotation, molecular function: G protein-coupled receptor activity; olfactory receptor activity. Bases 1 to 519 code for a protein of 172 amino acids. The transcript has 2 exons. NCBI's taxonomy places the organism in Eukaryota, Metazoa, Chordata, Mammalia, Carnivora, Herpestidae. Gene Ontology annotation, cellular component: membrane. The record is from RefSeq and is a predicted model, not a curated record.